Messenger RNA from Colletotrichum fioriniae, 426 nucleotides. RefSeq lists its product as uncharacterized. Gene Ontology annotation, cellular component: nucleus; negative cofactor 2 complex. Gene Ontology annotation, molecular function: core promoter sequence-specific DNA binding; protein heterodimerization activity; RNA polymerase II general transcription initiation factor activity. The record is from RefSeq and is a predicted model, not a curated record. Gene Ontology annotation, biological process: transcription by RNA polymerase II. NCBI's taxonomy places the organism in Eukaryota, Fungi, Ascomycota, Sordariomycetes, Glomerellales, Glomerellaceae.
AUGCCUCCCAGAAAGAACACAAAGCAGGCUGACUCGCCACCUCCAAUUGAUCCUUCACCUGUUCGGACAAAGUUCCCCACAGCCAGGAUAAAGCGUAUCAUGCAGGCUGAUGAGGAGGUUGGCAAGGUUGCCCAGCAGACUCCCAUUGCUGUUGGCAAGGCUCUCGAGAUGUUCAUGAUUGCUGUUGUCAGCCGAAGUGCCGAAAUCGCACGGGAGAAGAACUCCAAGCGUGUCACGGCGCAGAUGCUCAAGCAAGUCAUUGAGACAGAUGGCCAGUAUGACUUCUUGGCCGACAUUGCCGCAAAGGUUGGCGACGAAGAGAAGAGAGGCGGCCGCUCCAAGGCCGAGUCGUCAAGCGACGAGGAGAUGGAAGUUGAGACGAAGAAGAAAGGCAAGGGUGGUCGUAAGAAGAAGGCCGCUGCAUGA